UAUAGAGCUGCAGAGCCUGGGCCCUCUCUGCCAUGCCCCCCAAGAAACAGGCUCCGGCUGGGGGCAACAAGAAGGCGGAGCAGAAAAAGAAGGAGAAAAUCAUUAAGGACAAAACUUUUGGUUUGAAGAAUAAGAAAGGGGCAAAGCAACAGAAGUUCAUCAAGGCUGUGACUCAUCAAGUUAAAUUUGGUCAACAAAAUCCACGACAGGCUGCACAAAAUGAAGGUGAUAAGAAAUUAAAGAAAGAUGACAAGAAGAAAGAGCUUCAGGAGUUAAAUGAACUAUUCAAACCUGUAGUUGCUGCUCAGAAAAUAAGUAAAGGUGCAGAUCCCAAAUCUGUAGUAUGUGCAUUCUUUAAGCAAGGGCAGUGUACUAAAGGAGAUAAAUGUAAGUUCUCCCAUGAUUUGUCUCUGGAAAGAAAAUGUGCAAAAAGAAGUGUUAAUAUAGAUGCACGAGAUGAAGAACUUGAAAAGGAUACCAUGGAUAAUUGGGAUGAGAAAAAGCUGGAAGAAGUAGUGAACAAGAAGCAUGGUGAGGCGGAAAAGAAAAAACCAAAAACUCAACUAGUGUGCAAGCACUUUCUUGAUGCUAUUGAAAACAACAAAUAUGGCUGGUUUGGGGUUUGCCCUGGAGGUGGUGAUAAUUGUAUGUACCGUCAUGCUCUUCCUCCUGGCUUUGUAUUAAAAAAAGAUAAGAAGAAAGAAGAAAAAGAAGAUGAAGUUUCAUUAGAAGAUCUAAUUGAAAGAGAGCAUUCUGCUUUAGGACCAAAUGUUACCAAAAUCACUUUAGAGUCUUUUCUUGCAUGGAAGAAAAGGAAAAGACAAGAAAAGAUUGAUAAACUUGAGCAAGAUAUGGAAAGAAGAAAAGCAGACUUUAAGGCAGGAAAAGCACUAGUGAUCAGUGGCCUCGAAGUUUUUGAAUUUCAUCCUGAACUGGUUGAUGAUGAUGAUGAAGAAGCAGAUGAUACUCGAUAAUCUCAAGCAACUGGUGGUGAUGAGGUUGAAGACCUAAUAAGAAUAAAUGAUAUAGAUUUGAGCCAGUAUGUCCCAAAGGAUGUGGAUGAGACUGGUAUUACUGUGGCUAGUCUUGAAAGAUUCAGUACAUAUACUUCCGUAGAGAAGGAUGAUAAUAAAUUGAGUGAAGCUUCAGGAGGUGGGGCAGAAAAUGGAGAACAAAGUGAUUUGGAAGAAAAUAAUGAAGAACAGGAAAAUGGAGUGAUUGGUGCUGUUCCUGUUGAUGAAAACCUUUUUACUGGAGAGGAUUUGGAUGAACUUGAAGAAGAAUUAAACACACUUGAUUUAGAGGAAUGACAGCAAGCAAGUCAGAUGAAAAAAUUGUCAGCUCAGCAUAAAUCGAAAUUGACUACAUUAAUUUUUUUUCUCCUGUCUAGAAUUCUUAAACAAGAUGUUUAUGGUUUCUCACACUGAUUUCAGGAGGGUACCCCCUCCUUCAAUCCCGCCCCUCCCCCCAAAAAAGGAAUAUUCACCCUUAUCACCUCUAUUCUGACCUUGACUACAACUCUAUAGUAAGUUCAGAGUAGGUCAUAAGUAAUCUGAAAUAUAAUGGCC
Monodelphis domestica (gray short-tailed opossum) is the source of this 1568-nucleotide messenger RNA. Lineage: Eukaryota; Metazoa; Chordata; Mammalia; Didelphimorphia; Didelphidae. The record is from RefSeq and is a predicted model, not a curated record.